GGUAUCUGUAAUAUUGAAUAUGUAUGUAGAGUCAGAGGACAUUUGAAGUUCCGUUACAAACUCCAAUGAGCAAGUUCCGUUUGUGCAUUGUCGUGGUAAUCAGAUUUGAGUGCUGGUUAGCCAAUGAUAUGGCAUAUACCGGAGAACAAGUCAGCGGCCAGCUGCAGGUUACCAACCGCUGUUUCACAUACAUGGAUAGCACUCGUUGGCAGCGCCGAUAAUACAUGAAAGCCAGAAGAAGCCAGAAGAAGCCUGCAUUGGGCUGCCUUGAAGCCUUAUCAUUCACAGUAGCCUCAUAUUCAACUCUUCCUCUUUCUUCUUUUACCCUCCCCAGCAAAAGAAAUUGCAAUUAUUAUCGGUCACUUUAAAGAUACCAUACGUAUCGGCCCACGAGGAUUAGCAUCAUGGCCAUAUUGCCCAACAUCAACCCGGAGGCCAUUCUCCACAACGUUAAAAACGCCGCGGCUUUUACGAAAGAGGCAUUAGAGGCAGCCGAUAUCCCAUCACACCUAGACGCAGCAAGCAAAAAGGCAAAGGAGUUUUCGUCAAAGGUGGCAGCCGAAUUCCCAUCUCAUCUAGACGCAGCAAGCGAGAAGGCGAAGGCAUUUUCGGCAAAAGCAGCAGCUGAUAUCCCAGCGCACCUAGCUGAUGCGAUCAAGGGAGCAAAGACAUUCUCAAGGCAGGAUGCAGCUGAGGCUGCAAAGCUCGCUGCUAACUGGGUGGGAGAGAACCCGGGUACCGCAUCAACGUACACGGUGAUAGCAGUGGGAUCUACCGUCGCUAUUGUGGCACCGGCUGCUCUAGCUAGCCCAGCUCUAGGAAUACUUGGUUUUGGUUCGGGCGGCCCUGUGAAAUUUAUGUUUGCACCAGUUAUACAGUCCAAAAUAAUAAAAGUCAAGGCGGCGAGACGUGCUUUUGCGGUAUUACAGAGCGCAGCGAUGAGCGGGUAUGGCGUUCCUAUCGUCAACGCCAUCGUUCGAGGUGGGGGUAUUGCUGCUGCUCUUGGAGCUGGAGGUCAUGCUGGCGCAAGGGCCUUUCAGUGUAGCCCUGGAUAUGAUCCUGAAUCACAGUCCAACCCAAACGAGGGCACCUGGACAUGUUCCAUUGCUGAUGUACCGGCAGAAACUGUUAUCAAGGAUCUUCUCAAGGAAGACGAGAAGCUCCAACUUUCUAUGACUGAGGAGGAACGCCCUAAAGAGGAGCACCCUGAGGUGGAACGAGCUUAGUCCAUACCUACCUGUUUUCCAAUCUAUGGCAAUGAAGGGGGAAACUAAUCGUAGUGUUAGGAUAAAGCAUCGGUCGAGGAUGGGGGUAUAGUAAUACGAGAGGCCAAAUUGUCAUUGUGAGGCUAGAGUUAAUGUUUCUAGGUAGUUACCCUGGGUAGUUAAUUAGGUACCCUAGGUAGGACCUGGUUGUAGGUAGACAUCAUGCAGCAGACAUUAAAGUUAGGUAUAUUAUUAGCAGUACCUCUGUAGAUCCACUUCCCCAAUCAAAAUUCGGGACGACCCGUCGACG
This is a messenger RNA of Hypoxylon fragiforme, 1515 nucleotides long. RefSeq lists its product as uncharacterized. Bases 405 to 1226 code for a protein of 273 amino acids. NCBI's taxonomy places the organism in Eukaryota, Fungi, Ascomycota, Sordariomycetes, Xylariales, Hypoxylaceae. The transcript has 2 exons. The record is from RefSeq and is a predicted model, not a curated record.